Messenger RNA from Perognathus longimembris pacificus (Pacific pocket mouse), 945 nucleotides. RefSeq names its product olfactory receptor 51V1-like. Bases 1 to 945 code for a protein of 314 amino acids. Gene Ontology annotation, cellular component: membrane. Lineage: Eukaryota; Metazoa; Chordata; Mammalia; Rodentia; Heteromyidae. The record is from RefSeq and is a predicted model, not a curated record. Gene Ontology annotation, biological process: G protein-coupled receptor signaling pathway. The transcript has a single exon. Gene Ontology annotation, molecular function: olfactory receptor activity; G protein-coupled receptor activity.
AUGACCGAUUAUUCUAUCUCAAAUUCUAGCAGUUCAGGCUUUGUUCUCACAGGUUUUCCGGGCCUAGAAGUUUACUACCCCUGGAUCUCCAUCCCUUUUUCUUUGAUCUAUGCCCUGGUGUUCCUGGGAAACUGCAUGGUGCUGCACGUGAUCCGCACUGAGCCAAGCCUGCACCAGCCCAUGUUCUACUUCCUGGCCAUGCUGGCCGUCACCGAUCUGUGCAUGGGCCUGUCCACCGUGCCCACCGUGCUGGGAGUGCUCUGGGGCUUUGUGAAAGAGACCAGCCUGGAUUCCUGCAUUGCCCAGUCCUACUUCAUUCACGGUCUGUCCUUCAUGGAGUCGUCUGUCCUCCUGUCCAUGGCCUUUGACCGCUAUGUUGCCAUCUGCAACCCUCUGCGCUAUUCCUCCAUCCUAACGCAUGACAGAAUCCUGAGAAUUGGGGUGGCCAUUUUAUGCAGGAGUUCUUUGCUCAUUCCCCCAGUCAUCAUCAGGCUGAAGUUCUUAAAUUAUUGCCGGCCCCAUUUCCUCUCUCACUCCUUCUGCCUGCACCAGGACUUGAUUCGCAUGGCCUGCUCAGACAUUCGCUUCAACAGCAUCUACGGGCUGGCCCUGGUGAUCAGCAACCUGCUGCUGGACGCCGUGCUCAUCCUUCUGUCCUACCUGAUGAUCUUGCACACUGUGUUGGCCAUUGCCUCUGGGGAGGAGAGGAUCAAGUCCUUGCAGACGUGUGUGUCUCACAUCAGCGCUGUGUCGGUUUUCUACAUCCCCAUUAUUGGUCUGACGAUGGUGCAUCGCUUUGGGAAGCACCUCUCGCCAAUGGUGCAUGUCCUCAUGGGCAAUGUCUAUAUCCUGUUCCCACCCCUGAUGAACCCCAUCAUUUACAGCAUCAAGACCCAGCAGAUACGCGUGAGAAUCCAGAGGUUUUUCUAUGUGAAAGGAGUCUGA